GAUGUUAGCAUCUACAUAGGGCUAAGCAAUUACAAGUAUUUAAUUGCAUAAUAGCAUUGGUCUCAAAGCAUAAUCUUCUCAUUUUCUUCUCAUCUCAUUAACUAGAUUAAAUUAAAGACCAGUCAGAUUUUUAUCCUCACUGGGCAUUAUACUACAUUAACCUAGGCCUUGCUUAUGUCUUGCCAACAUAUAAACAUUGGCAUAAUACAGCAGAUAUCUCCCUCCUACCUAUUGUAAUCGUUUGAUAUGAUAUUAGUAUAUGCAUAGCGAUUUCUCGGGGUAGGAAGGCGUUUAAUUGAAUUACGAUGCGCCUAGUUCAUUCAUACAUACAGCAAACACAGCCACUUGUAGCUAGGGACAGCAAUAGUAUAUAACUCGAAUCGUUACCCUACAUAACUAAAGCUGUUCGUUAUUUCUUCUUUUUUAAGGUGUUCUCUCUUAAGAUCAAUUGUGUUCGGAAUCGUAAAAUUACCAAAACCAUGACGAAAAGCUGCUUACCCGCGUUCCCGCUCGUUGUGUUCGGCGUCGUCGAGCCUGUUCUUCUCAUAUGGGCCUACAUCGUCGCCCUCCGCGACCCAACCGCCUUCUUCGCCGCGCAGGCUCCCAACUUCCCCCUCCCCCUCCCCGUCGUCUCCGUCUCCGAGCCUGAGCCUGUUGAGCCUGUUAUCCCCCCUCAAGCGCUAGUCCUGCUCCUGCAGCUCGUCAACGUGUACCUGCUCCUAGCGGGCCUAGCCGUAGUCUGCUCCUGGACGCCGCACGCUUCCGUCGCCCGCGGGUAUCUGGUCGUGGUGGCGCUCGCGGAUUACGGGCAUAUUUGGGCGUGCUAUAGGGGCGUCGGCGCGGAAUUGUUCUGGAAUACGGCCGAGUGGAACGAUAUGUUGUGGGGCGGGGUGGGUGUGAGUUUGGCGCUGAAUGUGGUCCGUUGGUUUACGGUGCUCGGGGCGUUCGGGGCGUUGGGGGGGCCGCGGGGCCCGGGGGGUAAGAAGAAGAAAAAUGUUUGAGGGGUGAGGGUUUUUUUUUGGGGCUUGGGGGAAUGGAUGUUAACCCCUUAGAUUGUAAUAUGUCGUGUGUAUGUCGUUCGGGUGUUGGAGUGUUAUGUUGGUGGUGUGUUGUCGGCUGUCUUGUUAGAUCACGGUAUGUUGGAGAGUUCGGGCCAUGGGCAGGAUUGGAAGAUAUUUUGUAUUAAGGGGCGUGCUAGGUAGAGUCCGCAUUGAAGGGGGCAAAAGGUGAUUAAAUUUCAUAAUUCGUUGUUGCUUGAUUCUAAUAGUUAUCUAUUAU
Molecule: messenger RNA, 1278 nt
Organism: Daldinia vernicosa
Lineage: Eukaryota; Fungi; Ascomycota; Sordariomycetes; Xylariales; Hypoxylaceae
Exons: 2
Coding region: 480-1001 (173 amino acids)
Source: RefSeq, a predicted model, not a curated record